Molecule: messenger RNA, 1228 nt
Organism: Saprolegnia diclina VS20
Lineage: Eukaryota; Oomycota; Saprolegniomycetes; Saprolegniales; Saprolegniaceae
Exons: 1
Coding region: 6-1142 (378 amino acids)
Source: RefSeq, a predicted model, not a curated record
ACAGCAUGGGCAAUUGCAUGUCGUCGAAAGGCGCCGUGCUCUCGCCGACCGCGCGGACGUUCCGGGACAAGCCGACGCUGAGCAUGAGCUCCGACUACGGCCUGCAGCACUCGAGCAUCCACUUUGAGAGCGCGCGCGACGUGAACGAGCUCAUCCGCGACCUGCCCGACACGGCCGACGUCAAAGCGCUGAGCUCGAUCGCGAUGCUCUCGGCGCGUGGCCGCAAGCGCGGGUCGUCGGCAGUCUCGCUGCUCUCGAACGAAGACAAUCCCAACUUUCACGCAGCCGAGAAGCGCGAAAGCACCAAGAAGGACGCGCUGCCGUCGUACGACCAGGCCGGCCCGCUCUCGUCGCUCUCGGAGCACGUGGUCUCGGAAUCCUCCAACCGGUCCCGCACGCAGAGCUACAUGUCGUUCGUGGACCCCCUGAGCUCGAUCGCCGCCGCCGAGAACAACCUCGAGCUCUUUCGCCAGAUCCAAGCCGCGUUCCCCUCGUCGGCCUCGACCGAAUCCUCCAAGAUGAACGACCGCACGUCCAAGUCGCCGCGGUCGUCGUCCGAGACGGACGCCGACUCGUCCUCGUUUUCAUCGUCGAAAGCACCCGAGAACGACACGCUGAACCAGCAUCCGCCGAGCGACCAAGGCCAGUCGCCGCCAAUGGACCCCAAGUUUUCCUUCUUUGUCUUUGAAGGCGACGACAUUCCGCGCAUGUCGUCCGAGAAGGACGAAGACACGCGCCGGUCGUCGUGCUACAUUGUCGAGACGUCGCGCGACUCGAAUGCGUCCCAGCGCUCGUCGCGGUCGUACUCGCCGCGGACGUCGGAUCGGUCGAGCCUUGGCUUUCCUGUCGCACGGUCGUCGCCGCUCGAGGACGUGCCUUCGUUCGUGUCGCCACGCAGCGCGUACCCGCCAAUGGCAGCGGCGGCGACCCCCAAGCUCACAGCGACCGUGAGCCCAACUGCCGCGUUUGACGACCGCAUGAGCUACGAGUCGCACUACUCGCUCAUGAGCUUCUCGCAGUCCUUCUCGAUGGACGUCGGGUCGUUUGACGAUCACUUUUCGGCCUCAGACUUUCGAGACACGUCGUGCUCGACGGGGUCGUUCCGCGAAAGCGGGAGCUCGGAACCGGGCCUCUACCUGUAGUCGUUUCUUCUCCUCGUGUCUAUAGUCUCGUAGUUUUCAACCAAUAAUUUAAUCACCCCUACCCCGCCCUUUUGCCAAACUGCAAA